Ornithorhynchus anatinus (platypus) is the source of this 1346-nucleotide messenger RNA. RefSeq names its product myristoylated alanine rich protein kinase C substrate (gene MARCKS). Bases 537 to 1346 code for a protein of 269 amino acids. Gene Ontology annotation, biological process: actin filament organization; central nervous system development. NCBI's taxonomy places the organism in Eukaryota, Metazoa, Chordata, Mammalia, Monotremata, Ornithorhynchidae. Gene Ontology annotation, cellular component: cytoplasm; actin filament bundle; plasma membrane. The transcript is spliced from 4 exons. The record is from RefSeq and is a predicted model, not a curated record. Gene Ontology annotation, molecular function: actin filament binding; calmodulin binding.
CCGGGGGUGGGGGCUGCCUCCUGCCGCCUGCCGUCACCGCUCGGGAAAAGCCCAUUCAUCCCCGCACUUGGGCGUUGGACUCCGCAUCUUAUUAGCAACCGGGGAGAUUUCUCCAUUUUCCCCUCGUCUACGGCGCGCCUACAAAUCUGGGAUUUUUUUUUUCUUAUUCCUCCGUCGCUUCUUUUUUUUUUUUCGACUCCACUGGGGCUCUUUUUGGGUGUGUGUGUGUGUGUGUGAGUGAGUGUGGGUUCGACUCCCCACCCCCCACCCCCCUUCCCGAGCUGCUGCUCCGGCUAAAAAUACAUAGAGAUUUUUUCGAUCGGGAGUGCACCGGGACCGGUCGUCGGGUAUCGUCUCUUCCGACGCCCCUCGCUCUCCCCCCCCUCCCCCUCUGGUGUGAGUGCGUGUGUGUGUGAGUGUGCGUGUUGUGGCUGCUGCUUUUUCGCCGCCGGUCGCCCGGUAUCCGAGACCGACCCGAGCCUCUUUGUUCCCCCGCUUCUGGAUCCGUUGAGUUUUCUUUGUUGAAUUAAGCCAGCAUGGGCGCCCAGUUCUCCAAGACCGCUGCCAAGGGCGAAGCCACCGCCGACAAACCCGGGGAAGCAGCCGUGGCCUCGUCGCCUUCCAAGGCGAACGGACAGGAGAACGGCCAUGUGAAGGUGAACGGCGACGCCUCCCCGGCCGCCGCCGAGCCCGCGCCCGCCGCCAAGGAGGAGCCGCAGCCCAACGGCAGCGCCCCGGCCGCCGACCAGGACCAGCCCCAGGCGGCCGAGCCCUCCGACCCCGGGGCCCCGGACCCGGAGCCGGCGGCCGAGCCCGCCGACAAGGAGGACAAGGCCAAGGAGGCCAAGGCCAAGGAGGCCAAGGCCAAGGAGGCCGCCCCCGCCCCCGCCGCCGCCGCCGCCGCCGCCCCCGAGGCGGCCGAGCCCGAGCCCGCCUCCCCGGCGGCCGACGGCGAGGCCUCGCCCAAGGCCGAGGACGCCGCCACGCCCUCGUCGAGCGGCGAGACCCCGAAAAAAAAAAAGAAGCGCUUUUCCUUCAAGAAGUCCUUCAAGCUCAGCGGCUUCUCCUUCAAGAAGAACAAGAAGGAGGCGGGCGAGGGCGGCGAGGCCGAGGGGGCCCCCGCCGACGGCGCCGCCGACAAGGACCAGCCGGCCCCCGACGACGCCCAGGCCCAGGCCCCGGCAUGGUUCUUGGUGGCUAGGAGGUCUGCGAAAUUUGUCCGGAGGAAAGUAUCGCGGGCCACCGAGUCGAAAUUUCGUUUCGGGUUGUCGGUCUUGAUGUGCCGGUCCUGGAUUCUCUAUCGGGUGAAGCGUCACUUCCUGGUGAAGAUUUCUUGUUCCGAGUGA